Molecule: messenger RNA, 6925 nt
Organism: Passer domesticus (house sparrow)
Lineage: Eukaryota; Metazoa; Chordata; Aves; Passeriformes; Passeridae
Gene: OCSTAMP
Product: osteoclast stimulatory transmembrane protein
Exons: 3
Coding region: 2433-3929 (498 amino acids)
Cellular component (GO): membrane
Source: RefSeq, a predicted model, not a curated record
CAGCAAGUGCUCACAGGCAUGUGGGGCUUGGGUUCCUCCUGUGGUGCUAAAAAAAUCAAAAUUGGUGAUGUUAUAAAAUUUUAGAGCUUGGGCUCUACAGAAACUGAAGAUCAUCAAGAAAGCAAAUUCCUUUUAUACCAUCUGGAAAUGACACAGGGUGGGAAAAGGCACCUUGGAGCAUCCCAGGAGGACACAGCAUUCCUCCUUAUCUUAGAACUCUCCCAGCCACAGAGUAUUUUUUUGCAGAACCAAAAUGAGCCAGACCUCAGUGUCCUUGAGCAGAGUGUGACCACAAGAUGUCACAGUUGCUUUGCUGUGAUGCGUGGUCCUGCCUUUGCCCUGUCCCAGUCCUGCCCCUUUCCCACUCCCAGCCUUCACCCCCAGGUAUCCCUAUGAACACACAUGCUGGUUUUUGGGGGUUUUGCUGCUGUGUUUUGUUCAUUGGGUUCUUUUUUGGCAAAGCAAGCUUCUUCAUUGUAUUCUGGGCAAGGUUAGGCAUUUAGGUUUCUGUCUCAUAUACAGGUCAUUCAUGGUAUAUAAAAUCAGUUUCCCCAGAUUUAUGCCCUUGCUGUAGGUCCAGCUGGCAGACAACAAUUUUGAGUGGAGCCAGAGGAAAAAAUCAAAGUAAAAAUGCAAAAAUACACUUCUUGGUGCUGCCAGAGCUACUGCUCAGUGUCCCCACAGACCUCAGGUGCCUUUGCCAGAUGGUGUGGGAGACUCAGAAAACACCACAAUGUUGUGGACUUCAGAGGUUUUUGUUCUUUAUAGCCUAUUGCUAAAUUUAUUUCUUUUUCUGCCCCAGAAAGCUGCCUGCAUAGCCUGGAUGGGGUCCCAGGGGCUGAUGCUUACACCAGUUCACCCUGAAGUAGAGCAAGAAAGGAGUUUAGUCGCAGAAGAAGCUGAUGAGCCUUGCAGGAUCCAGCUAUGGGCCUUUUGGGCUAGUCCCUUCUAGUGUGCACAUUGAAUUAAAGACCUAAUUCAUGGCCUGGGAGAGCAAUUGCUAUGGAUGCUCCAAACAAACAGCACUUUCUUUCCCGCCCGCCUGGCUGGUGCCUCUUCCCCGCUGGAGCCAGGCAGGGCUCCUCAUCUGGCCCCUGUGCUCCAGGGCACCAGGAGGAAAGCUUUGCUCCACCAGCCACAUGGGAAAAACAAACCCUCAGCUACAAAGAGGAGCUGCUGAGGGGAGCAGCAAGGGCACAAGGGUGCCUGCAGGAAGGGCAGAGGAAGAAGCAGAGGUUUGCUCUGCCUUCUGUGCUCGUCAUUCCUUGUCCUCCAGUUGCUGCCACUGCCAUGGGAUCCAGCCACGUCCCCUGGGGAAGGUGCAGAGCCCCACGUGCUUUGUCCCCAGGGGUGGCUGGGACAGGGCUGACCUCGAGCCCUUUGCCCUUUCCCACCCAGGGGAGCAUGAGAACAUCCCGGGGGCCCGGCGGUUCCCAGCUGGCUGGAGGGCUUGGCUUGGGACAGCAGGUCCCCAUAGGGGAUGGGCUCAGGGGCAGCUGGGUGAGCUGGGUCACCUUUGCCCACAGAUGGUGGCUUAGCAUGAGAGCAUCUGGGCAAGGGGCAGGGAAGGCUCCUGUAACCCCUGAGCUCAUAACUGAGGAGCAAACACUGUGGUUGGCCCUCAUCUCCAGGUCAGCAGCUUUGGUGGCUGGAGCUCUGCUGGGCACAUCCUGGGGGCCAGGCAGGCAGGUCCACUGAGAACUGCACAUCCUGGCCUGUACAUCUGGGAGCUUCUCAACAGUUUGGGAAUCCUGACUGUGGCUGGGUGUUCUCUGCAGUGGAUUUCUGGCUAUCAGGAAUUCAGAAAAGUUCGAGAUUGCUCUUCCUCUUGCUCUUCCUCUGCCAGGACUGUGAGAUGAGCCUUGGAGCCGUUUGUGAACCCUGCAUGCAGUUUCAGCAGGGAGCAGCAGCCUGUCAGAACAGAGGAGCAGUUACCAACUGGGUUGCUGGAUCCUGCUGUGCCUUUUGACUGAUAUCUGAAAGAGGAAAAGGUCCCUUCCACCCUGAGAGAGAUGCCAGCCCUGCUUGCUUCUUGCUGGUGGGCAGUGUGAGGAGUAGUCAUCUGAUUUCCCCACAUGGAAUGAUGACACCCCAGGUUCCAGAAUCCUUGUUCCAUCUUCAUCAGCCCAUGUGUCAUUGACUCAUUUUUUUUUCACCUAUGUGUCAUUAAAAUAAGCCUUCUCUGCAAUAAGGGUAAGACCAGAAAAAGCGUACAGCCCGAGCAGUGCUGUGCAUCCUGGCACUGUUCUGUAGUGCUUUUAUUCCCCUGGCUUCACUCACCAGGUUUUGCACACUUCAGGGUUGCCAGUGUUGCUGAUCUGAAUUGCCUUAAAACAUCCUGGGGUUUGAGUCCUGGUGCUGCCUUGGUUUCCUACCCUGCCUCUCCCAACAGCCACAUCCGGGAUCCUCUCAGAGCAACACAGCACUGGAACAUGGAGAGUUUUCGGGCAAGUCUGGGGCACCCCACUGCUAUUGGGAUGAGAGCCCGUGUUUACUGUGAAGACUUUCUGUUCCCAAAGGUGCACAGAACUAUGGCAGACCUGUGGUGGAUUUACUCCAAACCUGUCCCAGCAGACAGCAGAGAGCUCUGGACCUUGUUUCUGCAGUGCUCCUGCAUUGCAGCAGUGAUAGGAGGCCUCUUUUACAACUGGAUGUUUGCUUCCCUGGAGUACUCCUGGCACCUCUCCACUGCCAUGGCCAUCUCCUUCACCCUGCUCCUUCUCCUCACUCUUUUUUUGGUGCAUCCUGCCCGUUGUGUCUUCAGCAUGAUCAUGCCCACGUUAGGCACCAAGCAGGGCAGGAAGCUUCUCUUCUCCACCUGCAUCAUGAUUGCAGUGGUGAACAUAACACCCAACAUCAUAAGCAACAUCAAAACCAUACUGCAGGUUAUUCAGUGCAUCUGCAAGAGUUCCUCCGACAGCCUUCUGAACUCAACUGCCCUGCUGGAGAAAGUUUCCUGGGAGUUUGGGGAUGCAAUCCAAGAAGCCACUCAUUCCAUUUAUAAGCCUAUGAAUGGACACUUUCGCUUUUCAUUGUUUCAGAACAGCUCCUUGAUUUACCAAAAAAUGCACCUUACUGGUGAGAAAAUUAGCAGAGAGUUCUUGUCUGUUGAGGAACUGGUCAAAGACUCUGUCCGAGUGGCCAACAGACUGGCUGCUGGUUUCUUCAUGCUCUAUCUCUGUUUUGAGUCCACCUGUUAUUUGAAAAAUUAUCUCACCAACAUGAGCUUUGACAAUUUUUACAUCACCAAGAAGCUGGAACGUUUAGCCGUGGACAGAAGAGCAACUCAUCUCCUGGUGAGCUCAUCCAAAAAACUCAUGCGCCCAACAGGCUUGAAGCUGUCCAGGCAAGAAGUGGCUCUGUGCCUGGUGCAAGCCAUGCUGGUCACCGUGGCCCUGGUGCUGAUGCUGGUGCUGGUGGCCAUGGACCACUUUGCCUUCAGCGUGGCAGACACGGCGGUGAGGAAGGCAGCUCAGUUCUCUGCAGUGCCUGUCACUCUCGGCAUCAAAUACAAGGCUGAAAUAGGCAUCGUGCCCUUCCUAUUCAAACUUUUGUGGAGUCCUUCUGCGGCACUACUGCUCAAGGACUUCAACAGGACCUACCACCAUCAGCUGAUCUUCAGCUCUGCCCACUGCAGGAUCAGCCCCCCCAGGCCCCCCAACCCCUCUGUGCUGCUCGUUGUGGGGCUGCUCUUCUGCAUCCUCUACGGCACCGUGUUCCUGGGAACGUACGCGCGGCGCCUGUGCCGCGGCAUCGCCGCCUCCUUCUUCCAGAGCUGCGAGGAGAAGAGAGUGCUCCACCUGUACGGGAAACUGGCCAGGAGGCACAGGAAGGAGCAAAACUCCGUGAAGGGUGCUUUGGGAAGUCAGGGGCACGGCUGGAUGUCUGAUACCACAGCACAGGCUUCUGCCACAGGGUCACGCGUUUAAUUUUCCUGAGUUAGGGAAGUGUUUGGAGCUUGGGGAAAAAUACUAAAAAAAUCCCCAAAAACUUAAAAAACCCCAAUGCUAAAAAGGAAAAAAAAAUUGAAAUGUCACAUUUUUGCAUUAAUUUGAGAAAAAUGGGCUACAUUUCCUUUUUUGGUAUUAUUUUAAUAUCUGGAAGAAGAUCUGGAGUCAGCUGUUGCAUAUCUGCAGCACUAGGCAAGGCUAACUGAGAAAUAGAUGGGAGUUGGGGUCAGGGAGGAGCUCAUUUACCUUCUCCACCACAUCUGUGCUGGAAGAAGUACACACUUCCUUUCCUUCUUAAGUUAUACCUUCAGGCAACAAAAAGGGAAAGUUAUUUGACUUGAUUAAUUUAAUUUUCAAUGAGUUUUUCUUUCAGGCUUUGUGCACAGAAAACGGGGUAGACCAGGUAAAUUUAGAAGAUAGCUUAUUCACCAAAGAAAGUGUCACUUCAACCUGCUGAAGUAAAUUCAAGAUUAAUAUGACUAUGAGAGGCCCAUCCUGUGCAUGGUGGUGGAAAUCAGCACAUGAGGGUUUUACAAAAUCUCUUCAAAUUAAAAUAGAAAUAAAAUAUCUGCAGAACCUCAGAAGAUAAUGAGAACAGUCGAUAAAGGUCAAUUUGGGUGUUGAUCUCUUUUCCCAAGUAAGAAGUGAUAGGAUGAGAGAAAACAGCCUCAAGUUGUGCCAGGAGAGGUUAAGAUUUUAUAUUAGGAAAAAAACUCUUCAAGUUUUACCAAGCACUGGCACAGGCUGCCCAGGGCAGUGAUAGGGUCACCAUCCUUGGAGGGAUUUAAAUGACACAAAGAUGUAGAAUUGGGGACAUGUUUUAAUGGACCCUUGGCAGUACUGGGUUAAUGGUUGGAUUUCAUUGUUUUAAAUGUUGUUUCAAGCUCAGAAACUGUGUUAUUGUAUCCAAAUUAACAAAUGCAUCACUUGGUCAGCAUCUGAAAUGUGUUAUUUCUGAUAAAGAGGCACACUGGACACCUCUGUAGGAGCCAGAGGAGAGGCAGAUAAAUCCCUGCCAGGUUAAAAACUAAGCAACUUCACAGCUUCAUUUCUUCGAAGCAUGUCUAUUAUUUUCCUCCCUUCUUCCAUUAAAGUCUUCAUUAAGGUAAUUAUUUGACAUAAUGCACCUCAAUGAGAUUAAAUCACAAAAAUUAAGUGGUAGCUGCUGCCAGAUGCACUGAAUUUUCUCAUCUUCUGAGGUACUUGAAACAAGUAUGUUUGGAUUAUAUUUUUUAAGCAUCUAUCUUACAGAACCCUGGUGGAUUCAUCUCCCCAGGAUUUUUAAUGUCCUGUGGUUCUGAUGAUCAAUCCAAGCACCUUUGUGCCUCUACAGCAACAGGGGGGCUUUGUCAUGGUGUUUCUGUGGAAAAUGCCCUGUGCUCUAUGGUUUGGGUGAAAGCAAAAAGAUUUCCACUGAAUAUCUAAAAUUAUCUGGAGCUGAGGGUUCAAAUAGUUGGGAGGGGAGAAGCCUUCAGACAGCAAUCCAUCCCAGCAGCAUGCUGUCUUCCAACAAGAACAACUUGAAAAGGAGUUUUUCCUCAGGAGGACUUAUCUUUUUGACAUCAGCCAUGUUGUCCCUGGUGCCAAAUUGGGCUGUCAUGUUUUCCCCAGACAGGGGAACUGGCAGGAGGCAGAGCUGCUGGAAAUUGCUCUGCUCUCCUGAGAGGCAUUGUUCCUCAGCCAGAUAAAGGUGUGACAAAAUAGAAAACAUUGCCAUUAUAAAGCUGUAUUGCCCACUGGAGGGGUGAGCUGCCUUGCCGAGGUUUUCUUGAUGGGGCAAGAGAGAAAUGCUGAGCAGAUUAACCAGCAGGAAACGUUAAUUUAUUCACAUUUUUUUUAUUAAGUAGAACCAAUGUACAAGUCUGGUUAUUUGCUGAGGGAUUUUCAUCCCUCAGAGCCCCUCCACACUCACACCCUCCCUCCUGCUCAUCAGGGCUCUCAUUGCCUUUGUUUUCACUCAGCAGGGGGAAUGGGGAGCGAGGCUUUGUCCUGUGUCACUUGGGCACCCCUGAGUGCCCACCUGCUCCCAGGGAAAAUCCCUGCUGCUCAUUCUGCUCCUGCCAUGCACCAUCCUCUGUCCCUGGCUGCAGGGAGUGCUCCAGCACACCUGGGUGCUGGCCGGGGAUGCUGGUGGAGGUGAAAGCUCCGGGUCAGAGGUUGGUGUGCAGCGGGGCAGAGGCAGGGCUGGGAGCCUUUGCUGAUGGGCACCCAACUCCCUGGCUGUGGCUCAUUGGUGCCAGUGCUCCAGGGGACUGUCACCCACUGAAACCUGCUGCAGCUGCCACCAGGAGAUGUGGCCCUGGAUCUGCAUCCCCAGCUGCCAUUCCUGCCAGGAGUUACCACCACGGGAGGAGCUGUUGGCCUGGCAGGACACACAGUUUUGCUUGCCUGGUUUCUUCUUUGCACUGACUGAGAUUUGAGGCUUCUUAAUUAUCUAGAGAAAAACUUUAACUACGAGAGAGAAAGGCUCAUGGAUUGCUUUUUCAUCCACCAGUGCAACAAACCCAGGGGACAGAAAGACACUCCCACACAGGACAAGUCCUACCUGAAGGCCCUGAUUCCCUUGGAAUUUUGUGGUGUAUUUUAGUGAAGGGAUGGAGGUGAACUGACUCCAUUUCCUCAGCCUCAGGUACAUCAGGUAAAAUAUAUGCUAAGGUCCUUUUAUGGCUGGCUGUAAGGCAAGAAUGAAUGGCCUUAAUAUACUAAGGUGCAAGUGUAAAUAAUCCAGCUCAGACAGCCUCUAGGAAAGAUCUCAUUCAUAGCCACAAACCUGCAUCUACCACAGAAGACAGGCAAGCAAACAUAAACCUUUCUCCAGAAGUAUUUUCUGAUUUUUAAGCAAACUCCAUUUUUAUUUUGUUUAUCCUAUCUAUAUUAUUUGCGCUGUAAUUGCAAUGGAGAAGAGACACUUCCAUGCACCAAAUUUUGGAAAAUGAAAUAUUACAGGACAUUAAUAAAAGCAAAAAGCUACUUCA